This is a messenger RNA of Ostertagia ostertagi, 462 nucleotides long. NCBI's taxonomy places the organism in Eukaryota, Metazoa, Nematoda, Chromadorea, Rhabditida, Trichostrongylidae. The record is from the annotation of a GenBank genome assembly.
AUGUUGCGCGAUGUUGUCUCAAUCGACCUGCCGAAACGGAAUCCAUCGUCUGACACAUUUGAACAGUGCUCAAUCUUGAGACGAUUAUCAUCCACAUGUCCCGUCGAUGGCAUCAUAUUCUGUGAUGCGGCUCCAGACACGAAUCCGGCUCGUAUGCAAAUUGAAGUCUUCAACGCGGCUGGAGGUGUCGUUCGUACUUACACCAACACCGGAACCACGUUAGCAGCCACUGUGAGUACUCUUGGCCAACAACGGCCCGACCACGGGACUUUAUCAUCUUCCCAUCUUCUGAACUCUCCACGGUGUACGGUAAUGGCAGUUCGUUUUCAGGUGUUCUGUAGGAACGGCGUGUGGACGGCACGAGUGAGCAGCACUGGAACGGACCAGUUCAUUCCGAUUACAUUCGAUGGUUCAACUGGUGCGGACAAAGGCUACGUCAUCGGAUCGGCUAUUAACAAAUAG